AUGAGGCAAGAGGCACCUGCUUUACUUCCGCAGCAGGCCUGCACCAAAGAAUGCCAGAGAACCAAGAUCCACGCUGAGCAUGCUGAGCUUGGGUGCCGCAGGUUGUGCAGGAUGGGAUUGAUGUUGGACACGAGGACCUUGUCGGAGCAGCUGAUGCAAGAGGAAGAGGCACGGGCUAUCGAACGGAGGCUUGCAUUGGGCAUGGCUACGGUGGCAGUCGAAGGCCGGUGGGGUGCAAGAAAGAUGAGGGAGGAGACCGCAGAAGAGAACACCGCGCCCCAUGGUGCGGAAACGCAACUGCAAGAGGACGGUGGCGUGUUGGAUGAAGAUGCACCAAGUGUGCCGACAUCCAUGCCAUGCGACGAGGAGCUGCAGCUGGCGCGCGAGCUGCCACCAAGAAGAAACGAUGUUGGUGGCCAAAGAACUCUUCUUCGGGAGCUGCUCCGGUCAGUCAGUGUCCACUUGGCUGGUAAGAUGUUUAAGUUGGAAGGAGAGAUGAUGGCCGCAGUCGAAGCACAAGCUAUCGCGGCAUGGACUUCUUCAUCCACGAGCUUUGUGAAUGUUCCGGCCGCUUCAGUCACAGCAUGGCUGCUGGAGCAGGGUGGACCAGCCGACCUGCUGCUGCCGGAGUCGCCAGGAGCAAUGCAGGGUAUUGGUUCAACAGGCAUCAGAAAGUGCCCAAGCUUUGGAAAGCCAACUCGGCUGCCCAAGCUUUUGAAGCUCCUCUCGCAGUAUGCCGUGGUCUGUGCACAAAGCUCCGGGGGCACCGAAACCAAAUGUCCAACCGCAAGGGGUCGGCAACAGGAGAGGAUGCGCUCUCAGCUCGACUUCGAGGACUGCGUCUCCUGGGUGAGUUGGGACCUUCACAUUCCAUUCCCGACCUCCGUGCCAUGUUGGCCUCCAUUGCCGGAUGCCUCCGCGAUCCAGAGGCUCGUGGAAGAGAAGCGGCAGCUGAAGCCCUCGGCAAGUUUGGGCCCGCAGCAGCAGAGUCGCCUCGACUCCGAUGCGUCAGUGAGAGAAGCAGCAGCCCGAGCCCUCGGCUGCCUUGGCCGAGAGGGUCUGGCAGCCAUUAUGGGUGCUGGUGGUUUGGAGCACGGGGACCUGGAGGUGCGGGGCUGUGCCGCACUUGCCGCUGGUUGGAGCGGUGUGGCCGGAAUUGACUACGUAGACAGGCUUGUGAGCUUGCUCACGGAUGAUGCCAAUCACCCUGACAAGCAGUCCGAUGAAGAGCUCUUGCUCCGAAUCAGGGCGGCCCAAGCGCUGGGUGCGCGAGCUGAACUCGCUGGCGACCCGUGCCUGUUGGCCUUGGCGGGCAGUCUACAAAAUGAUCCAGCUGAAGUGGUCCGAGAGGCCUGUGCAUCAUCCAUUGGACAGAUUGGCUGUGCUGACAAAGGACUCACAAAGCUGGCCAGAGACUGUUUGUUACCUGGCAUGGACGACCAAGCUGCGUUUGUAAGGGAUGCAGUGAGUUCGGCGAUGGAUGCGUUGCCGCAGCUUGGGAAGGAAGACUUCGAUAUGCCACAAAGUGCUUGGCAGUGA
Molecule: messenger RNA, 1539 nt
Organism: Symbiodinium natans
Lineage: Eukaryota; Dinophyceae; Suessiales; Symbiodiniaceae
Source: the annotation of a GenBank genome assembly